Xiphophorus hellerii (green swordtail) is the source of this 4428-nucleotide messenger RNA. It is a transcript of the gene ptger2a, whose product is annotated as prostaglandin E receptor 2a (subtype EP2). Lineage: Eukaryota; Metazoa; Chordata; Actinopteri; Cyprinodontiformes; Poeciliidae. The transcript has 3 exons. The record is from RefSeq and is a predicted model, not a curated record. Gene Ontology annotation, molecular function: prostaglandin E receptor activity. Gene Ontology annotation, biological process: cellular response to prostaglandin E stimulus; positive regulation of cytosolic calcium ion concentration; inflammatory response. The coding region runs from base 271 to 1428 and encodes 385 amino acids. Gene Ontology annotation, cellular component: plasma membrane.
AAUUCAUGCCCGCUUCAUCACAUCGCGUCGCGCCUCACCCCUACCAGCGGCUCACCUUCAGAGCAGCGCGAUCCCAGAGGAACCAAACUACACCUGGAUGUUUAGGAGCUGAACUUGGUUUGUUUGAAUUAGAGGAUGGCAGAAACGCGCUGGAGGGAUUCACUUUGACGGCAGGAUGGCUCCAGACAACUACUUAAAGAUCCAUUUUUAAGCUUCUGCUGAAAUUGCAGGAACAGUUUUUCAUUAAAGGAAAGAAGAAAGGCUUCUGCCAUGUCAGAAAACAAAUAUACCAUAUGCCACUCCGAAGACGAUAUAAAGCAUAAUGAAUCCCCAAAGAUCAGCGCCAUCAUGUUUGGCUUAGGAGUCUUUGGGAACGUUGCUGCCUUGGUGAUCCUGGAAAUCCGUCGGCGAAGGGACUCGAGAGCUAAUGACAGGCGGCACAGAGGAUUGUUCCACAUCUUCAUCAAUUUUCUGGUGUUCACAGACCUGGCUGGAACCUGCCUGACCAGCCCCGUAGUUCAGAUUGCCUAUGCAUGGAACAAGACCUUGGUUGGGAUGGCUCCUAUGUGUAGCAAUACUAGCAGUGCUGUUGACAGCUGCACUAUCGGUUCUAGUAGCAGCUGCACUAGCAGUGUGUGUAAGUACUUUGGCAGCAGCAUGACCUUCUUCAGCCUGGCCACCAUAUCGCUCCUCUUCAUUACAGCACUGGACAAAUGCUUUGCAAUAGGACACCCCUACCUGUACAACCGGGUUGUCACCAAGAAAUGGGCUUACAUCACAAUCUCUGUUAUGUUUCUUGUAUGUUUCCUAUUCUGUUUGCUUCCCUUCGUGGAAUUUGGUACAUAUGUGCAAUACUGCCCUGGCACAUGGUGCUUCAUUGACAUGAACCCCUGUGACAUUAAGCACCGGGUCUAUGCUAACUUAUAUGCCACAAUUAUGCUGGUGUUGGUGCUGUCGAUUGUGGCCUGCAACGGUUUCGUGGGGUACCAGCUGUUCCGGAUGUACCGCCGUCGCAACAGGCAAGGCUCAAUGAUGAAGAGCAUGAGAUCCAACAGCGAGCGCAAGGUGUUUGUGGCUCAUGAGGUGGAGCACCUUAUCCCACUGGUCUUCAUGACUAUCAUCUUCAUCAUCUGCACAUUGCCCAUGGUGAUCCGAAUGUUCUACAACUCUAUCAGAACCGAGGAGAACCAUGAAAAUGACCUGCUGGCCCUCCGGUUCCUCUCCAUCAACUCCAUCAUCGACCCGUGGGUCUUCAUCCUGCUCUCCCCCAGCGUGUUGCACUUCUUCUGUUUGUCGGUCUGCAAGACCCGGCUGGGGAAAAUCAGAGGCUCUGUGAGCGAGACGACGCUGGCAAAAGGCAACUACCACGUGGAAUUGUCUCGGCCGAACAUGUGGACCAGUUGUCCUCCCAUGGAGGAAAACAUUUGAUCACAGCAGUGCUGUUUGUGACUCCACGUUUCUAUUUAUUGCAAGUGUGCAAUCCUGCCUGCCUGCAGGGCUCACACAAGCUGGAGAAGUUUGACGGACUGCAAUCAUUUUCCUGGGUGUUUCCAUUUCAUUAUGAUAGUAAUAACAGCUCCACUGGGCAAUUAAAGACCACUCCCACUCACUUUGUGGUUUUCUGCGUAUUACCGUUGAAUCCACAAAGACUUUUCUGACACUGUCAUGUAAGGUUGCUUCUACUAUUUACUCUCAGUGAAUUAAUUUACCAGUAAAAGCCAAUUUGCUCAGCAGAUAAUCAGAUGGCGCAGCUUUGUCUUUGAUGGGUCGAACUAAACUGAAGACACUGAAGUGAACUAAAUACAAAGAUAAAUAUCACAGCAGACGUUCUCAGAUUACAACCACAAGUUUUAGUGUCUGUGACAGACAAACAGAAAGUACAGCUUUAUUUCUUCCUCGUCCCUGCUGAGGCCACAACACGUGCUGCCACCACAAUGUGCCAUUUUGUGGAUGUUCAAUGUUGUUUUUCAGAGCAUCUUCUUCCACACAUUUGCAGCAAACGUUGGCACCAAAAUGCACCAUCUUCCUUUAUCUUCACCUACUGGUUUUAUUUGGUCAACCACAUAAAAUCCUAAGAAAAUACCCUUUUAUCUGAGGAUGUAGUGCGACAUUUGAUCAAUGAUAGCAGAGAAAAACUGACAAAUUGGUUUUCACAUGCCAGUUGGAAAGGUCAAAGGCCAGAAAAGCUCAGAGAUUUUUUGGGGUCCAAACUUUCACUCAGGGAAUGAGUGAACAUUUCUAAAACUUACUCUCUUGCAGUUAUUUCGUUUUUACUCACAUGUUUAUUAUGUAGCAUAAAUAUAUUUAACAAAACUGUUUUUUGUGAGUUUCCAUUAUGGUUUGACUUGAAAAAAAAUCCUCUGUUUGAAACAGUGUUGGGGUCGCUGUGGCUCAGGCGAUAGCAGGCAUGUGGAAGGCGUACUUUCCUCAUCCUGAAGUGUCUUGGAGCAAGUUUCUCCAAAUAGGCCACCAUCUUGCCUGGCAGCUCCACUGGUAUUUUUAUGUGUGAGUGAAUGAGAAACGCUGUAAAAUGCCUUGUUGAACUGCAGUUAGUCAAUUCUGUCCUAAUAUAUUUGUGUAACUGUGUUGCGACUUGUUAAAUUGCUGCAAAUAACUUCAGCAUUGAUGCUGGAAGAAAAAUCAUUUCUUUUUUGGUGAGGGGUUGUGUGGAGCGUCUCAUCUGCAGCAUACAUCGAUUGUACCUCAACCUACCUCACUUUUAUUUAAAUAAACAUCCUGACAAAUGACAAAAUACGCCGUCUAAUUUAAAGACAUCACCUAUCAGUCGGUUACUUAUAUGUUGUGUCACUGUAAAACGGGUUUACUGAUUUACUGAUAAUUGAAACAACAGCUUAUUUGUUCCCCACAAAGCUCAAAAUUAUAAACACAAUCUUUAUGUACUCUGUUUAGCCUUCCUGUUAUCUACUGCUCUCUCUCCCUGUCUUGCAGAAUGAUGACAUUUUUGAGUUUUUCACCGAUUUUUAUCAAGCUAAAAAUCUGUCAACUCUUUCCACCCGUUAACUUCUUGGUGCAUCACUGACUUUCAUCAUUUUCAUCCACAUCUUGCUUUAAUUUAGGAUAAAUACAAAAGUGUCAUUCAAACUGCUUUAGGAAUUUAAAGGAACAUCUUGAAAUGUUUUUAAAGUCCUCUUCAAAAGGAAAUAAAGACCUUUUUAAAAAAAAAAAACAACCAAACUUUUAAAUCCUCAAACUGACUGUAAAAUUAAUCUACCAAGUGGAGAAAAAUCCUAAAAAUGUCAGUUUUCUUUCAAAACCAUGACAUUUUUUUUCCUGGCAUUGACUGCAAAUGUCAGGCUGUAAAGACAUAGUGGAGCUUAUUAUAUACCCAUCAAUAAUAUUCAUAAUUACAUAAGAUUAAUGUCAGAUUAAAGUGAAUUCUUGUUACGAUUUCUUUGUGUUUUUAUGUGGUAAAAUAUUUAUUGUUGCAGAGUCUGACAGUUAACUACUAAAAGACUUUUACUAAUAAUCACUGUGUCUCUUCUUCCAAAGUUUAAAUAGGAGCCCGUGGUUUGGCAAAAAAAAUCCUCAACAACACAUUUUUUGCGGCCGUUUCUGCCAUAAAUCUGUCAUCAACAUGAGCUGGAGUUUCUGAUGUUUCCUACAGCAGAACAAUUUAAAUUUUAACAGCUUUAAUUACAUGACAGACAGUUCUUAGCAAUGUGUGAAAGUAGAUUCUGUGAGCAUCAGGUAAAUUGGCUUAGUGCUGAAAAGUGAGCUUAUUGUAUCUGUUACUCUAUUUUUUAAAUGUUCAGUGUUUGCCAUCAUAACCUACUGCUUCCUGUCAGCAAUAUGGAUGGUUUUUGCUAUAAAGGUCAGUGAUUUUGUGAGUGUGUGUGUUUAUUUAAGCUUGCAAAUAUCCAUUUAACAUGUGUGUGUGUGGACGUAUGUGAGCAAUUGUAAUGUGAAUGAACAGUGUCAAACCAUAAUGCUGCCUAUCUGGUUGUCUGUACUCUCCAAGUACUGUAAGAUGAAAAAUUAAUGCACUGAGCACACAAGCAUGUUCGGAUGAGUUUUAUGGCUUGUGUAAAUAAACAUCUCAUCUAGAAAAUAUUCUGUCUAACCUGCUUGGUAACCCGCAAUGCACAAGACGACACACACACAUUUAUCCAUGUUUUCUGGCUUCUGUAAUGUAUCCUCAACAACUCCAGUUCCUUAACUUCCACCUAAUAAUGUUCAGACUUACAAUUAAGCCUUGAUUAACAUCCCAAUAAACACUGAAUUAGUGGAAAGUCCCCCCAAAAAUGUAGAAAAACAAGAUUUAACGGAGUUUCAAGAUGAGUUCCAGAUGUAAAGGGAACACUGAAUUGUAUUUCAGUUUCCACUCUUUAACUUUGAAAAAUGUUUCCUGAUUGUGUUUGAAUUCUUUGUUUAGGACAAUUCCUUCUUUUAAUAAAAAUUAAACAACCA